UCAAUAAAUGAGAAAGAAUUGUCAGAUUUAUCGAUAUUGAAAGCAAUAGCUAGUUACGGUCCUCAUUCCUGGUUCUAUCUGCUGACUCGGUCCUCCGCUGCUCGGUCUGUGUCUCAGGUGUACUGGGCGAACGGAGCCCAGAUUGUGUCUCCUCAUGACCGAGGUAUCUCCAAGGCCAUAGAGGAGAACCUGGAGCCCUGGCCAGAGUCCUGGAGUGCAGAGGAGGCCCUGAAGAGCCUCCUGCUCAAAGAUCCCUACCAGGACAUCAACACAGAAUACUUCAAAGCCAUCCAGAAACACUGUCAUCACAGGGACAUAAACAAGAGGUCAGAGGUGAAAAUUGUGCAUACAUCUGUGCACGGCGUUGGCCACACAUUUGUCCAGUCAGCUUUCAAGGCCUUCGACCUUCACCCUCCAUACGCUGUAGAGGAACAGAAAGAUCCGGACCCGGAAUUCCCCACGGUGAAAUAUCCCAACCCUGAGGAAGGAGAGGGAGUGCUGACACUGUCGUUUGCACUGGCAGACAGGGAGGGGGCCACUGUUGUGUUGGCGAACGACCCUGAUGCUGAUCGACUGGCCAUCGCUGAGAAGCAGGAGAGUGGACAGUGGCGAGUGUUCACUGGCAACGAGUUGGGGGCGUUGCUUGGCUGGUGGAUGUUCCGCUGCUGGAAAGGGCAGAACUGUGACGCUGCUGCGGUGAAAAACCUCUACAUGCUGUGCAGCACCGUCUCCUCCAAGAUACUGCGCGCCAUCGCUCUCAAGGAAGGCUUCCACUUUGAGGAAACACUGACGGGGUUCAAGUGGAUGGGAAACCGAGCCAGAGACCUUUUGGACCAGGGCAAGACUGUUCUGUUUGCCUUUGAGGAGGCCAUAGGUACACACACACACACACACACGCGCUGUCCACGGGCAUAAUCAUAGGAAAGUGGUUCUGAUUAACGAUCCUCCACGAUGUCACAAAGUACGUUGAUUUGAUCAGUAAGUAGUCACCUGAUGUACAUGUAUCUAGGGUCAGCUGACAGCCAAGAUAUAAACUUGGGUGAGAUGUUGACAGACCUUACUUGAUAAUAGAAACUGCAGAAGAAGAAUACACAUAGAAGUCAAUGCACACUUUAAAUUAAAACAUGUAGAAUGGCAAAGUUUGUUAGGUGCAAUAAAUAUGCAGUUUCUCGUGUAGUCUGUCUUUGUGUCCUCACAUGUGUCUCAGCGUGGGAUGUAGGAUUGGCCAUCUGGCUCUGCUCCUUAGACUGCAAUCGUGUCUCUCUGAAGUUGCUGUACGUGUGUGUGUGUGUGUGUGUGUGUGUGUGUGUGUGUGUGCGCGUGUGUGCGUGUGUGUGUGC
Anarrhichthys ocellatus (wolf-eel) is the source of this 1340-nucleotide messenger RNA. Its product is annotated as phosphoglucomutase-2-like. Gene Ontology annotation, cellular component: nucleus. The record is from RefSeq and is a predicted model, not a curated record. NCBI's taxonomy places the organism in Eukaryota, Metazoa, Chordata, Actinopteri, Perciformes, Anarhichadidae. Gene Ontology annotation, molecular function: phosphopentomutase activity. The transcript is spliced from 5 exons. The annotation marks the transcript as partial. Gene Ontology annotation, biological process: purine ribonucleoside salvage; carbohydrate metabolic process.